Molecule: messenger RNA, 4716 nt
Organism: Equus quagga
Lineage: Eukaryota; Metazoa; Chordata; Mammalia; Perissodactyla; Equidae
Gene: OSGIN2
Product: oxidative stress induced growth inhibitor family member 2
Exons: 5
Coding region: 202-2490 (762 amino acids)
Source: RefSeq, a predicted model, not a curated record
ACUCGGUCAAUCUGGGGGAGGGGCUGAGCACCUAGAUUGCUAACCAGCGAUACAGGUGAGUCUCACAAUCGCGGAAGUUUGCGAGCCGCUUAAUUAAAGAAAAGAGGGUGACCCAUUCGAGAAGCCAGACUUCCACAAUCCGAACUGUUGGCGGUGGGGCGCGGGCACCUGAGGUUUGGUGAGUUCCCCCAGGCAACUGUGAUGCAGGGUCAAGAGCGAGAAGCGCGCGGGAGCACCAGGCGCCAGCGCCCGGGCCAAGCGCUGAGAAAGACGCUAAGGAGGGUUUCCGGGGCGGGUAUCGGCCUUUCCCGGGCCUCCUCGGCAGGAGGCCCCCGCGGACCGACUCCGGCGACACCGCGAGGCUCGGAUGGCAGAGGCCGCACGUUACGCAGGGAUUUCCCCUGCGCCGUCCGGCUACCGGGGUCGGCAACUUUUUCUCUUCCUCUCGUCACCCGGCCCUCUCGACGAGCAUCCGCCCAGCCCCGCCAAGCCCCCACGCCGCAUGUCGGGCGCACGAGGAGGGGGCGCUGGACAAGGCCAGCGCUUGGGCUGCCGCUGCCGAACCCGUACGGUCGGCGGGCGAACCUCGGCCUCUGGCCCGCGCAGCCGCCGCUCCGUCAGGCCCAGCCCCUCGCCCCGACCGCGGCUCCACCAAUCGCCGGCCUCGCCCCGCGCCGCACCUGCGAGGAGGAGCCCGCGCGCCGCCGUCGCAGCGUCCCGCCCCGCCCCCACCGCGGCGCCCCGAGAUCGUCCGCUGCCGGCGUCUGGUUCCCGGCGGGCGAGGAGCGGAAGCUGCUAGCCUCAGGGGGUCUUGGGCGCGCCAGAGCCCGGCGGGCUGCUGAACCGCAGCUUCCGGGCAGCCGCGGCAACGGCGAGGCGCGGGUGUCGCGCAGAUCCCUCUACCCCGAGCGAGCGGGCGGGCGCCGCGAACCGGCAGCCCCGCUGGGGGCGGCGGCCGUGGCGUUCGCGCUCAUACGCCCUGUGCGCCGCGUUCCAUGCCGGUGUGGUGUUGUCGCUGCUCCCUGGCCGGUCAUUUCAGGAAAUGGACCUUCAGGAAUCUGCCUUUCUUAUAUGUUAUCAGGCUAUAGACCAUAUUUGUCAUCAGAAGCAAUACAUCCAAAUACAAUCUUACAUAGUAAAUUAGAAGAAGCAAGACAUCUUUCCAUUGUUGAUCAGGACUUAGAAUACUUGUCUGAGGGCCUUGAGGGCCGAUCAUCCAAUCCAGUUGCAGUACUUUUCGACACACUUCUUCAUCCAGAUGCUGACUUCGGGUAUGAUUAUCCAUCUGUCUUGCAGUGGAAAUUAGAACAACAUCAUUAUAUCCCUCACUUAGUUCUUGGUAAAGGUCCACCUGGUGGAGCUUGGCAUAAUAUGGAAGGCUCCAUGUUGACAAUCAGCUUUGGAAAUUGGAUGGAGCUACCUGGACUUAAAUUUAAAGAUUGGGUGUCCAGCAAACGAAGAAACCUUAAAGGGGAUCGAGUUAUGCCAGAGGAAAUAGCUCGCUACUAUAAACAUUAUGUAAAAGUCAUGGGUCUUCAGAAGAAUUUCAGAGAGAAUACUUACAUUACGUCUGUAUCAAGACUCUACAGAGAUCAAGAUGAUGAUGAUCGUCCAGACAGAAAUAUUUCAACGCAGCAUUUACAGAUAGAGAAGUCACAAUUUAUCAAGAGAAACUGGGAGAUCAGGGGUUAUCAGCGAGUAGCAGAUGGUUCCCACGUUCCCUUCUGUCUGUUUGCUGAGAAUGUAGCUCUGGCAACUGGAACAUUGGAUUCUCCUGCCCAUCUGGAAAUUGAAGGGGAAGAUUUUCCUUUUGUGUUUCAUUCAAUGCCUGAAUUUGGAGCUGCUAUAAACAAAGGAAAGUUGAGUGGCAAAGUGGAUCCAGUGUUAAUUGUAGGUUCUGGGCUUAGUGCAGCUGAUGCAGUACUGUGCGCUUACAACAAUAAUAUCCCUGUGAUUCAUGUAUUUCGCAGACGAGUAACUGAUCCAAGCUUAAUUUUCAAACAGCUUCCCAAAAAGCUUUAUCCAGAAUACCAUAAAGUCUAUCAUAUGAUGUGUACUCAGUUAUAUUCUGUAGACUCAAAUCUUUUAUCUGAUUAUACGAGUUUUCCUGAACACCAUGUGCUUUCGUUUAAGUCGGACAUGAAAUGUAUUCUUCAAAGCAUCUCUGGAUUGAAGAAUAUAUUUAAGCUCUCUGCAGCAGUAGUAUUGAUAGGUUCUCAUCCCAACCUGUCUUUUCUGAAGGAGCAAGGGUGUUACCUCGGUCAUAACUCAAGCCAGCCAAUCACAUGUAAGGGUAAUCCUGUGGAAAUAGAUGCAUAUACCUAUGAGUGUAUUAAAGAAGCUAACCUUUUUGCAUUGGGUCCUUUGGUUGGAGACAAUUUUGUUCGAUUCUUAAAGGGAGGGGCAUUGGGUAUUACACGCUGUUUAGCUACAAGACAGAAGAAAAAGCAUUUAUUUGUUGAAAGAGGAGGAGGAGAUGGGAUAGCUUAAAGCAAGUUUACAAGUAAUUUUAUAUGGACAGUUUACUGUUAAAAGAUUUUUAAUAGUGGUUUUGCAGUGUACUGGCUUGAAUUUUCUGGACUUUGAACUAGCUGGAGAACAGCCUCAAGCUAUAGUAACUAUUUUUUAAAGUUACAAGAACUUGGUGUCCUGAUUUAUAUUGUAAUGUAUCAAAACUGCCAGUGUUCAGACAAGUAGAAACACUGCCAAUUUGGUAUACUUUAAGCUCUCACUUAAGUGAAACAUGGUUUUCUUUCAAGACUUACUUUUUGUGAUCAUUUUUGGUUAUGUCUGAUUUUAAAAUAUUACAGCCUUGAAUCUAUAAAACCAUACAGUCAAUAGGCCAGAAAUUGUCCUCAGUAUAUAUUGGGUCACCUUGCUGCUCAAAGGGUAGUGCAAAGAUCAGCAUCUGCUUCAGUUGUAACCUGUUAGAAAUGUAGGUUCUGAGGCCCGACAAUAGACAUAUUGAAUUAGAAACUGCAUCUUAAUAAGAUUCUCAAGGAAUAUGUAUGCUCAUUAAAGUUUGAGAGACACUGGUCUAAAUGACAGUGGGAUACAAGGUUAUGUAUGCUGGGGGUGGGUUGGGGAUAGGAGGCAUUUACAACUCAGGUUUUAUUUAUUUUGAAAUUACCAAUUAUGUAAAUUAAUUUAUUACCAAAUAUGAAAAGUAUUUUUAUUGAAACCUUAACAGGUACUUCAUAUUCUUAGCUUCUAAUAAUUUAAACAGUCCAAUAAUGUUGGCAUAUAUUUAAGACAUCCAGGAACCUGGCCAGGACUUUUUUUGAAGGUUUAUUCUCUACUUAACUAGCGUUAACAAUCUAGUUUGCAGUUCAGUGAACUGUGAAAGGAACUACUUAUCGCUGUGUGACCACUGAGUUAAAUUUGUCACUGAAACUAAGAUAUUUGGGCAUAAGGACUUCUAACAUUGUAAUACUAUUUGGGUAUUGCUUUAGGUCAAAAUUGAAAAUAAGGUUAAAAUCUGUCUUCUCCAUUCUCAAGAUGAGUACUUUGAAAUUUAUUCACUGGAGAUGACAGAGCAGCUCAUACUAUGGUUAUUUAUUGAAUUAUAUGCUGUAUCUUAAUUUAUAUUUAAGUGUGCUUAAUGUCUGUUAUUUAUACACAAAUCCCCAGAAUUCUGAGUGUAAGAUAAAGUCUUUCUUCUGAAGUUCUCUAUGGCAAAUUGAAUUUCUCUCUUUUUUUUAAUUUACAUCUGGAAUGUGUUUAUUGAAUGUCUAACUAUUCCAUUUUUUCUUAGUAUUAAAAAAUGGACUACAGUAUCAGUAUUCUGUACAUCUUAUUGCAACAUUCUGUUCCUAAAAUAUAAUUUAUCUUAAAAUUGUUCAGAAUGUACUUCUUCCUCCAACUAGCUGUUUGAGAUGAAUUCUUACACUCUUGAUAAACAUGUCAGAUUAAUUUGAUUUUAGCAAUAUAAUCCAGUUUUAGUUUACUUUGAUGGCAAAUUGUUUUCAAAUUAAUUUCAACCUACUGAUAUGGUGUAAAAUCCUGAUUGUACUUGAUUGAGCACUCUCCAGCUUGCCUGUUCUUAGGAGCUCUGAGUGAGUUGGAUUGGAUUUUUUUUUAAUGUCAUUUCUAAAUUGAAAAUGAGAUAGCUAUAAAGAUGGUUUCUAGGAAAGGACAAGAACUGCUGACAUCCCCUUGUGUCUCAAGUUUGCUCUUACCCCACCAAUAGCAUUUUUGAGAUGAGAAUAUUCACCCAAAAAAACCUGAUUUCAGGGAAAAUAAAGCUUCAGUGAGGCCCUAAAUAAACCUGGUGAAUAAUUUCAUCUUGAGUAACCUUCCAUUUCUCAAUUGUCCCUCAAACUUAGCUGCCCUGUAUUGCAUAUAACAUUAAAGCUUUUCUCUGAUGUACUAUACUCUUAUACUCUUAAAUUGAUCAGCUUCUGUCCCAUAAUUUCAAAUCUUAAUUUUCAGUAUCAAGUAGCUAGUCAAGGAGAGGGGGAAAACACUAAAUAUUUGACUAGUUAGUCUUACUAUGAUGUGGGCAUUGCUUCUUCAUCCCUCAACAGUCUAGCUCUUGAAAAAAGGUUUAAAAAGCAUAAUCUCUCUGGGGUUUUAAAAAUAAUACAAUAAAAAUAAGAUUUAGUCACAGCUCUGUCUUUGGGGCAAUCUUGAGUUUGUGAACUUUGUUCAACUUUACUGUUUUUUUUUUAAAGAUUUUUUUUCCUUUUUCUCCCCAAAGCCCCCUGGUACGUAGUU